CCAUCUAUCAAGAUUGAUAUCAUUAGCGAUACAGGGAUCACACAAAUCUUCAUGGUCGAAGAACUACAGGUAGCCAGGAAUGAUAAUCAAAACGGAUCUAUCAGGUCUUGAGAGAAAAGAAGGACAAGUGAAUGUGAAAAAGUGAAGAUCAACUACACAAAAGAACUAGAUGAUUUUCCUUGAGAGGAAGAUGAUUUUGCUUGAUGAUGGAAUCAACAUUUAUCUAAGAUUGAGAAAAAAAGAAUGUUGAGAAACCAUACAACAAUUUAAUUGAGACUCCAAAAACUUGUAAACAGCUAAAAUGAAUGUGAGAAAUAGAGAAAGUAAACAGUUCUAAAGGCUCAAUAAGUUGAAAACAUCAAACAAGAUCUCAAUGUCAAAGAGCGAAACUUAUAAGAUUUGUUGUAAACUGAAUUGACAAAAAAUGUAGAACGAUUGUGUAUCUGGUGAAUGAAGGUUAUCUUGAAGUAUAGAGCCAAGUAACAUUGCUUCCAGCUGAAUUGUUGCGACCACCUUGCUAUGAAACCGUGCAGAUCAAUCAUUCAAGGUAACCGAGGAGACUUUAAUGAGCGCAUUUACUUCCGGCUUUUCCGCAUUUCGCCAACAACUUAUGAUAAGCUUCAUUCUCGUAGACAUUGCGUGGGGCUGCCUGAACAGCGGCCAAAGAGAUGGCGAACACAAAGAUGAUGGUAAAGAUUUGCAUUUAGCGGAAGUAAUCAAUGUAGGCUUAGGUGUUAGAUUGGGUGAUGACGAUAAAGCAGGAGAUCGAUAUCGGAGAUGAACUUUAAUGAGACUGUGAUU
Molecule: messenger RNA, 801 nt
Organism: Melampsora larici-populina 98AG31
Lineage: Eukaryota; Fungi; Basidiomycota; Pucciniomycetes; Pucciniales; Melampsoraceae
Exons: 2
Coding region: 566-781 (71 amino acids)
Source: RefSeq, a predicted model, not a curated record